Molecule: messenger RNA, 225 nt
Organism: Bipolaris oryzae ATCC 44560
Lineage: Eukaryota; Fungi; Ascomycota; Dothideomycetes; Pleosporales; Pleosporaceae
Exons: 1
Source: RefSeq, a predicted model, not a curated record
AUAUUCCUUGUGAAACUCGCCACUCCCAAUCUCCAAUCCCGGUUUGUAGCACGGCGAUACCAGCAGUCUGUUAUCUCCUCCAUUCCUCUUGUCUUACUCUUCUACGGGCAUGGGGGCUCUACAAGGAACACUCCACGCUCGUUUUACGAAAUCGAAGCGCCUCAGCAACCUGGCUAUCUUUCGCCCAACAUUACUGAACGCAACAUGUCAGCUUUCGGCCGCUGA